AGUCGUUUCAAAUCCAACUCUUACUCACCGCUAUCAAUCAGUCAUCAGCUGAAGCAACACCGACACCAGCCGUUCCUGCCCCAGCUGCCGUUUGGUCUUCCUUGCAACUCUUCACCAGUUGUAGGAGGGUGGAGGGUGUCAGCGCUGACGACCUCGACUCGACUCUCGGGCCCGCCUUGCAGAAUUGUUCAAUCUCGGCGCGCUCUCCGCCUCUGCCGUCGAAGCACUGCACUUUCCCCUCCUUCCGCUUUGGGAGGUCCGCUUCACCGUGAAGCUCUGGACUGAGCUCGGCUACUCCACCACCCUCAGCCAUCAUCCGCUCGAGCGAAGGUUGGUUGAUUGUUCACACCCUCCCAACUCUCCCUCCACAACACAACCUGUCAAGCCCUCGCUCGAGCCCCUCGGUGCCUCUGACUGACGACACGGCUCUCGCAAUACGCAAGCCCAAGCUUGAUCCAGCUUGAUCCAAGAAUCCACCGUUCUCGUCCGGGCAACUUUGAAUCGUUCAAUCCCGUUAAAAAUCUGUGCCCGACAACAACAACCCAAUAAUCCUGAAACCAAGUUACCGUUGUUUGAACCAAACAAGAAGAUGACAAACACGACUUGGCUCAAAACCGACGUGACGCACUAUUACAACCCGUUGGAAGUCUGGGUCGUCAGCAUGGGCGCGCUUUUGCUCGGCGCGCAACUGUGCAUGGCGCUGCUGCUGGUGGUCAAGCGGGAGUGGAAGCCAUUCAAGGCAAAACAACCCGCCGUCCUGAUGGUUGCCGCGGUGGCUGCCAUUAUUGCGUUUCUAGGAGAGAUGCACGGAGAGUUUCUGCUGCCUCAGGAGGGCACAGUGAUGGGCGCCUGCUACUUUUGGAAGCAGUGGGUCUAUGCCACCUUCGGCUUGGGAUUGUUUGCAACGGCGCACCUGUACCGCUUUUACACGCGAUGGGUGGUCUUGCACAUUUUGAACUCGCGCCUCCUCAGCACCUCAAGAAAGCUCGAUCGGCGCGUCAUCCAGCUCGCAGGCGCCGUCGUCAUCUUUUUGCCUGUCGUGCUGCUCAGCAUCAUUGUCACCACGGCAGGCGAUAUGGGCAUCGAGCCGAUUGUGAUGGCCAACGGCGAGCUCAAGAAUGUCUGUGUCACGAAAAGCAAGGUGAUGGUCUACUCGAUUAACGCCGCGAUGGGCUUGUAUCUGUUCGCCCUUGCUGGAUGGUGGACGUACACCCUCCGCAACGUGCGCGUGUCCUUUAACGAGUACAGCAGCGCUCGAUCGGGCUUGGUCUCCUCGCUGGUUUGUCUCGUUGUGUACAUUCUCAUCAUCUUUUCCCUGGACAACUCCACCUACUACUACCGCUCGCUCAAGCUCGCACUGAAUAUUGGCAUCACGACGCCAAUUUUCGCAGCGAUCGCCACCGGCGCCGUUCUAGACUGGCUCACAAAUCCCGAGCGGGCAGAGAGCGCGUUCGAGGCUGGCAUGGCCAUGACCAUGCUCACACACAUGCCUUCGCGCACAAAGUCCAGCUUUGCUCUGAAUCCCGAGGUCGAGACCAGCACGGCAGCGAGGAAAUCCUCCGGCGCGAGCAACUCGGACUCUGCACGCAGCGCACCUCCGCCGGCAGACGUAUCAGAUUAUGCUGCGGAAAUGGAGGAAGAGGAGGGCCCGAAUUUCGAGUUGGAUUUGGGUGUUGUGACGGUGACGCCGUCGUCUCCAUGAUGAUCAGAACAAUCUUAAAAAAAAAAAAAUCCUGUCCGUUUGUUUAUGUG
This is a messenger RNA of Capsaspora owczarzaki ATCC 30864, 1752 nucleotides long. RefSeq lists its product as hypothetical. The record is from RefSeq and is a predicted model, not a curated record. The coding region runs from base 590 to 1702 and encodes 370 amino acids. The transcript has a single exon. Lineage: Eukaryota; Filasterea; Ministeriida; Capsasporidae.